GAUGUGGAGACCGUAUGCACUCUGGGUGUGGGCACGGCUUUCGGGGAAUCAGUGUUGGGCGACGGCAGUCACUCGCACUCCAUCAUCACUCAAGAGCCGUGUACUCUACUCCGUGUCAAACGGCUGGACUUCCAGGACCUCUGGAACCAUAAGUCACAUCUCAUGCAAGAGAUUGUGGCCAACUGUUACGAUAACAAAUCCGGUGCC
Messenger RNA from Medioppia subpectinata, 207 nucleotides. The record is from the annotation of a GenBank genome assembly. Lineage: Eukaryota; Metazoa; Arthropoda; Arachnida; Sarcoptiformes; Oppiidae.